Messenger RNA from Haplochromis burtoni (Burton's mouthbrooder), 2656 nucleotides. RefSeq names its product SAM and SH3 domain containing 3 (gene sash3). Gene Ontology annotation, molecular function: protein binding. NCBI's taxonomy places the organism in Eukaryota, Metazoa, Chordata, Actinopteri, Cichliformes, Cichlidae. The transcript has 8 exons. The coding region runs from base 169 to 1362 and encodes 397 amino acids. The record is from RefSeq and is a predicted model, not a curated record.
CUUCUGCAGUUCACUCGGCAGCAACACAGCACACAACAGGCUUCCUCAGUUUUCUAAUCAGACUCGGGCUGUGACCGCGCAGUCACAGAAAUCCUCAGGUGAUUAAAGCGGGUCCAACUUUCCCACAGCUUUCUGUCCGGGGAGAUCUGAGGAUCACAGAGGGACAAGAUGUUGAGGCGAAGGCCGUCAAAUGCCUCAGAGAAGGAGCAGGUGCAGAAGAAGAAGCUCACCCUGCAGAGGUCCAGCAGCUUCAAGGAUUUCAUGAAGCCCAAGCCUACCUCUCCUGUUGUGUCAGAGAAGGAGUUCAGCUUGGAGGAGAAUGUAGCAGAUGGUGUGACUACAGAGGAAGCAGUGAAAAGUGGCAGCAAACUGGGGAAGAAGUGGCGCAAUGUCAUUUCACGCACCAUGACCCGCAAAACGUCCAAGAUGGUGCAGAAGGCUUUAGCUGAAGAAGGGGGGGAGAGCGGUGAAGAGCUGUCUCCUGUCCCUUCCGACUGGCUUCCAGAUCUGAGUGCAGGCCAGAGGACGUCGGUGUGCUCCACAGGCUCGGAGGACACCAUGCCCAGCCCCAUCAGCCGCCAGCUCUCUGGCAACAGCGACAGACAGAGCCUGGACAGUGGAUAUAGCCAGAGGGACAGCAUGCGACUGGAGGAGAACGGCAUUGCUUACAACGGCCCGUUCUGCGGCCGCGCUGUGGUCCACACCGACUUCACCCCCAGCCCCUACGAUGUGGAUUCGCUAAAACUCCAAAAAGGGGACAUCAUCCACAUCAUCGAGAAGCCCCCCGUGGGCACCUGGACCGGGAAGCUCAACAACAAGGUGGGCUCCUUUAAGUUCAUUUAUGUGAACCUCCUGCCCGACGAAAGCCCCCCGACCAGGAGGAAACGCUGCAGCAGAAAAGCCAACCGAGCCAAAUCCAAACCCAAAUCCCUGGAGGAAGUCCUGGACAGCAUCGGCCUGAUGGAGCUGAGUUCUUUGCUGUCCAUGCAUGGUUUCCAGACUCUGGAGGACUUUGCAGGGCUGAAGGAGUCUCACCUGAAUGAGCUGAACAUCACAGACCCAGAGCAGCGCUCCAAGAUCCUGAACGCCACUGAGCUGUUGAGAGACUCUGAAGAAGAGUCAGAGCCAGAAGAGGGGGAGAAGGAGAAGGAGGAAACAUCUGGGGAGGACGCCAAGGAGCCGCGGGAUUCGGGUUGUUUUGAGAGCUCAGAGAAUCUGGAGAGUGUACGCGAGGAGCCAAAGAUGGAGGAAGAGGUAGAGAACCAUGAGCCGGAGUCCGAGCAGCCACAAGAGAGCCAGACGGAGCAGCUGGAGAAUGUGCAGGAGCAGCUGCAGGAGCUGACAGUGGACGAAGGAUCCUGAGACGUGAUGGACAACUUGUCAAACUUCUCUUACUCCUGGUCCUCUGGGUUUCUGUGCAUGCAGAUUUAAUCCCACUGAAAUAUCUCUUCAUGGUAGAAGAGCAGACUGUAUGAACACAAUAGUCACAUAGCCAUGGACUGUUGAGCAAGUGGCACAGUUUUGGUUGUUUCAUCUGUCCUAGCUGGACACAUUAUUUUAAAUGAAUGUUUUUUUGUAUUGUGUUGUUUGAUUUAUAAAGUUGUUUGUCAUCAUUUAUCAUAAUGUAUCUGAGCGUAAUGGUACAUAUUAAAACCAUUUUCAUGGGACGUAGUCUCUGAGACUACGUCUAAGAAUGUAAAAUACUUAAAUGUAACUUGAAUACAACUGCUGCAAGUUAUAAUGUAUAUUACAGCAGUUUUUUCAUGCUAUUAGGAUGCAGUGUUGUAAAUAUUAAAAAAUUAAAGAAAAUUUGUCAUCAAGAUGUGGAUUCUGUAAGCUGUUAAUUGCUACUGUUUCACAUUUCUUUUCAAUAGCUGUCUGUGAGUCUGUCGGCGCACACACUGUAUCCAGAGGCUUUUGCAAAGUUAUCAUCAUUUCAUCAUUUGUGAAGCAAAUAGUUUUGCUUGCCAUGUUUCAAUUUAAUUUUCAAUUUUAAUGUUUACUUUCUUUUUUUUUUAAACAUUUGGUUUUACUUUUAGUUAUCCGAUUAGUUUGUAUUAGUUUUAUUUUAAUAGGCACUCACAUAAAAGUACAAGUUUCAGGUUGGACUCUCUUUUGCUUUCAGAGCUGCUUUCAUUCUUGAAGCCACAGAUUCAGCAAAGUGUUGGAAACAUUCGUCACAGGUUUUGAUGCGUACUGACACGACAGCACCAGAGAGUUGCUGCAGAUUUCCUGGCUGCACAUCCAUGAUGCCAAUCUCUUGUUCCGCUACAUCCCAAAGGUACUGUGUUGGAUUGUGAUCUUGUGACAUCACCACCACCAGCCUGAACCGUUGAUGCGUGGCAGGAUGGAUGCAUGCCUUCAUGCUGUUCAUGCGAAAUGCUGAUGCUGUCAUCCAAACAUUGCAGGAGAAAUUGAAACUCGUCACCCAGGCAACAUCUUGACCCCAUAUGAAUUGUGGUCUGAUAAGAGUUCCACCUGGUGUGGUCUUCUGCUGCUGGAUCUCCUUCAACAUGCUCACAUUUUGGUUGAAACAACUGGUUGCAACUGAUUAGUUUUCCAUCAACUAUAAGCAGUGUGGCCAAUCUUCUCUGGCAUCAACAAACCCUUUUUAAGCUCAGAAAACUGACGCUUGUCUUUUUUCAGACCAUUCUCU